Messenger RNA from Pimephales promelas (fathead minnow), 2699 nucleotides. It is a transcript of the gene tefb, whose product is annotated as TEF transcription factor, PAR bZIP family member b. Gene Ontology annotation, molecular function: RNA polymerase II cis-regulatory region sequence-specific DNA binding; DNA-binding transcription factor activity, RNA polymerase II-specific. NCBI's taxonomy places the organism in Eukaryota, Metazoa, Chordata, Actinopteri, Cypriniformes, Leuciscidae. Gene Ontology annotation, biological process: regulation of transcription by RNA polymerase II. Gene Ontology annotation, cellular component: nucleus. The record is from RefSeq and is a predicted model, not a curated record.
AAGUUGAUGUGUGGAAUGCAAAGGCCUGUUUUCCCCGUUGAGCCCUUGUUAUUUGAAGCAUCUAGUUCAUAUGGAGCAGCUCUGAAACCAAACGCGACGAUAAACACCUUUGUGGUGAUUAUAAAUACACGCCAUGUCUUGCAGAGCCUGUACUCCGCACGUGCAGACGCCCCGCCCACUUGGCGCGUGCGCGUGCUGACAUCACGUGUGGAGGCACGAGCUCACCGUGCGGAAAAAUACAACUGCACGAGUACAGAUACACACACUAUAAGAAAUAUAAACAUCGAGAAGGAGAAGCAGGGUUCGACUGGCGAUGCGACGUCAGGGGGCGGUGAUGGUUCCGGGGGCGUCUCCGCCUCGCUCACGCCCACCAUCUGGGACAAGACCAUCCCGUACGACGGCGAGACCUUCCACCUGGAGUACAUGGACCUGGACGAGUUCCUGCUGGAGAACGGGAUCCCCGUCACGCUGGAGGAGGAGCUGAGCAAGAGCCUGGAGGCCGAGCGGCAAGCGAAGGAGGACGACCCACAGAUCACACCAAAUACACUUACAAACACACAGAUACCUGAGGAGGAGCAGGACGGGGGAGACGAGGAGGAGGAGGACUCGCUCUCUGUGAGCAAUGAUGAGACGACAACAGACUCGCUCUGUUUGUCCCCGGCAGACUCCAGAGACGAGCCGGAGCGCGUGACGCCGCCCCCGAUGGACCCCGAGGAGAUCGAGGUGAACAUCUCCUUCCAGCCGGACCCCACAGACCUGGUCCUGUCCAGCGUUCCCGGAGGAGAGCUCUUCAACCCGCGCAAACACCGCUUCUCCGAGGACGAGCUCAAGCCACAGCCCAUGAUCAAGAAGGCCAAGAAAGUGUUCGUUGCCGAAGAUGCCAAGGAUGACAAAUACUGGUGUCGGAGGAAGAAGAACAACGUGGCGGCGAAGCGCUCGCGGGACGCCCGACGCCUGAAGGAGAACCAGAUCGCGGUGCGCGCCUCGUUCCUGGAGCGGGAGAACGCAGCGAUGCGCCGCGAGGUGGCCGAGCUGCGGAAAGACUGCGGCCGCUGCCAGAAGAUCAUGUCCCUGUACGAGGCCAAGUACGGUGCGCUGUGAGGGACACACUUCACCCGGACACUCAUCACUCACUCCGUGGCCGACGCCAGCGUUCAAUAGUGUUUCAAACAAGAUCUAACAGAGAAAGGGCACCAUAUAAGAUACCACAGCAUGACCUUUGACCCCUCAUACCUCAUCCACGACCCCCAGUGUGGCCCGAGUUUAGAGCUAAUUCAGUUUGGUGACGCCAACGUGGGCUGAACGGGGGGGAAAAGGGGCGUUCCAGUCCAUAAGGCGUAAAAAAACGAGAGUCUGAGAGCGUUUGGUCCGAGUAGCCGUGACCUCGCGGCUCGUUUCGGCUAGUUUUGAGUGCGCGCUCUCCCCUUGUUUGCACUCGACACAUUGUUUAUGUUUGUGUACAGGAGGUUCGUUGAGGAAAACACGAUAUAAACCUUAUUUAUUCCAGAGUCGAGUGCAGAUCGACGACACCGAGAGACGGGAGUCUGUAAAUAAAUCCAUGUUUCUUUGCUCUUCCAGGCGGGUCUCAUGAUGUGAAUGGGACGUUUUUGAGCACUCGGGUGGUUGGGUUUUAACUGUGAGUGAGGAAGCAAACUGGAUCUGUUUUGUUUUCAGGGUUUAAUCCAGGGCAAUAAUACGGGACUCAUCUUUACCUCAGAUUAGAUGGAUCUAACAAGUGGACGUUUUUAUUGGUUUUGACUUAAAAUGUCGGCGUUACGUUUCAGUCACAAAACACAAGCAGUUUCUGUGCAAGGGGUCUUUUUAUUCUAAUCAAUAAUGCAUUCAAUAUUGCAUUUUUAAUGCAUUGAUAAUAAUAAAAAUGCAUUUUUAGAUAAAUCGUGGUAUAAAUGUGAUUGUUUUUUGACAUUAGUCGCACUAGUUUUAAGCUGGUUUUUCAAAGGGACGUUUUUUUAAAUGGCAAAAAGUCAUAAUGUGCUUCCAGUGUUUUAUGGAUUUUGAUAGAUUAUUAGUUAUGUUCGUGGUUUGUUUUCAGUGCUCAUGAAAGUCAUGACUACAAAGUGCUUUUUUUUUUGAAGGAUCUAUGAAAACAUUUUUAUUUUCAUAUAUAUGUAUGUAAAUGCAUUUUAAAAGCAAAUCAGGAUUGUGUUGCUGUAAAACGGGUGACAAGCACUUACAGGCAAAAAUAUCGCAUAUUAACGGGUCGUUAGUGCAUGCUGAUGUCAUAGUGAUGUCACAGUGGGCGUGUCCUCUUCCGUAUAAACUGUCUCAUAUUUUGGUAUUUUUGUUGUGUUUUAAAUGAGCGUAGAGUGCUGCUCUUUUUUACUCCUGUUUGAUUUAAUUUCACUCUUCAAAUCAAACAAUACAAACCUUUCUCCUGUCAGUCACUGUUUUUUUUUAAUGAAGUUUGAAUUUCUAGGCCGAUUUUAUUGAUUUAAAUUGAAUUGUGACGUUAGUUUUCAUUUAAAUCUGUUACAUAAACGUCAGACUCUAUAAAGCUCAAAGGUAGCAAACUCGUUUUUGUCUGUAAUAAAAACAUACUUUUAAAAAUAUGUUUUUUUUUUAAAACAGUGAUGUGUUGUUUUUAUAAAAAGACACUUUUCUCGUGUUAUGCAGUAUGUUAUGAGUAUGACUGUAUCUUGUGUCAUGCAUAUUAAUAAAGGAAGAUAUAAAUGACUUAA